AUGUCUCUGUCCACAGAGGAGUUCGUGGUGAUUGGCUCCUCGGACCCCAUUGUGGCAGUGCUGGGUGGGAGCAUCACGCUGCCAUGUCGUGUGUCCCCGGCCAUGAGUGUGGAGAACAUGGAGCUGCGGUGGUUCCGCUCCAAGUUCUCAGAAGCAGUGUUCAUCUAUCAAAACCAGCAGGAGCAGAGAGAGGAACAGUUGGCCCAGUACACAGGGCGGACCUCACUGGUGAAGGACUUCCUCACCCGGGGGGAGGCUGCUGUGCGCAUCCACGAUGUCCAGGCUUUUGACAAUGGGCUGUAUACCUGUUUUUUCAGAAAGGGAAGCUUCUAUGAAGAGGCUGGUUUGGAACUGAAGGUGGCAGGUGUGGGCUCUGCCCCUCAAGUGCACAUCACAGGGGUCCGAGUUGUGUGCAUGGCCUCAGGGUGGUUCCCAAAGCCCCAGGUGCAGUGGAGAGCUGUCAGUGGAGAGAAGUUCCUGACAUUCUCUGAGACCCAAGCCCAAGAUGCUGAAGGGCUGUUCACCAUGGAGGCCACUCUGGUGGUGAGGCACAGCUCUUCAGGGAAUGUGACCUGCUCAGUCCUCAACCCCAUCCUGGGCCAGGAGAAGGAGGUGGCCAUUUUCAUCCCAGAACCCUUCUUCCCCCGGAGUUCUCCUUGGAAGCUGGCUUUCAUGGUGAUCCUGACUGUGCUGAUGUUCCUACUCCUGGGGGCUGCCUUUUACAUCAUGAGAGAGCAUACUGCAAAGCACCGGGAGAUACAGGAAUGGGAGAAACUGCAGAGGGACAAGGAGGAGGACCAGCUGACAAAGGAGGAGGCACUGAAGGCCAGAGGUAAUGCAGGACAGGGGUCAUGGUAGGCCAGUGUGGCAGCUGGUGUGGAGGACAAGCGGACAGCAGGGCCCUUGGCCUGGAGCAGGUGGCUGAGGAGGACCGAGACGACAGCUGGGGCUGUGGAGGCUCCAGGGGUCUGGAGGUAGAUCUUCUAGGAAAUGGAGAGGUCCUCUCGUGGGCUUUCCAGGUGCA
Messenger RNA from Mirounga angustirostris (Northern elephant seal), 1024 nucleotides. It is a transcript of the gene BTNL2, whose product is annotated as butyrophilin like 2. Gene Ontology annotation, biological process: T cell receptor signaling pathway; regulation of cytokine production. Lineage: Eukaryota; Metazoa; Chordata; Mammalia; Carnivora; Phocidae. Gene Ontology annotation, molecular function: signaling receptor binding. Gene Ontology annotation, cellular component: external side of plasma membrane. The record is from RefSeq and is a predicted model, not a curated record. The transcript has 3 exons. Bases 1 to 858 code for a protein of 285 amino acids.